Molecule: messenger RNA, 681 nt
Organism: Rhopalosiphum maidis (corn leaf aphid)
Lineage: Eukaryota; Metazoa; Arthropoda; Insecta; Hemiptera; Aphididae
Exons: 6
Coding region: 1-681 (226 amino acids)
Source: RefSeq, a predicted model, not a curated record
AUGUCAUUAUCUGAAAUCAUGAGGUCAAUAAAAAAAUACGAAGACGAAUUCAAAUAUAAACUCUACAGUAACAUAAAACUGGCAUCAAAGAUUAAUAUUCAAUUUGAAGAAAUACAAAGAUUAAUAACUGAAAAAGAUGACAAAACUGAUUUUAUUGAGAAACAAAUGAAAAUUAUUAACGAAAAUGGUACCUACAAAAAAACUACACUAUUAUUAAAAAGAUUAGAAAAAGAAAAGGAAGACGAAUACUACAAGUUAUUAUGCAAAACUUUAAUGAUAGAUGAUAUAUUAUCUGAUAAAAUAAAUGCUUUAAAAGCUAAAAAGUCGAUCGAGAAAAACAAAAUAUUAAACGAAAAAUUUCAUAAUUCUAAAAAAAAAUUGAAAACAGUACUGAACGAUGUCGAACUAUUCAAACACCAGUUUGUAUCAUAUUUCGACGAUACCUACGACAACGUUAAUAAAGUCGAAAUACUUAAAAUAAUAAUGUUAACCUUCAAUCUAUUAAUUACUAAUGGAUACAUGUGCUAUUGGAAAUCAAGUGGAAAAAUACUAAAAAACAAUGCAAAGCUCUGGACAGUGCACAAUCCCUCUGGAAUGCCCAUAAACUUCAAUUCGCCGUUCAAUCAGACAAUUUUAUCUGUUUCUACUGCAGAUGUUAGGCAACUUGUGCCAUUUAUUUAA